Candidula unifasciata is the source of this 399-nucleotide messenger RNA. Lineage: Eukaryota; Metazoa; Mollusca; Gastropoda; Stylommatophora; Geomitridae. The record is from the annotation of a GenBank genome assembly.
AUGUCACAUAGUUUAGCUCAACAUGUGCACAUCCUCACGUGUAGUUCAGCUUGGCAUGUGCACAUCCUCAUGUGUAGUUCAGCUUGGCAUGUGCACAUCCUCAUGUGUAGUUCAGCUUGGCAUGUGCACAUCCUCACGUGUAGUUCAGCUUGGCAUGUGCACAUCCUCAUGUGUAGUUCAGCUUGGCAUGUGCACAUCCUCACGUGUAGUUCAGCUCACACGUACACAUCCUCACGUGUAGUUCAGUUCGGCAUGUGUACAUCCUCACGUGUAGUUCAGCUCGGCAUGUGUACAUCCUCACAUGUAGUUCAGCUCGGCAUGUGUACAUCCUCACGUGUAGUUCAGCUCGGCACGUGCACAUCCUCACGUGUAGUUCAACUCAGCAUGUGUACAUCCUAA